AUGAAUGCUGUGCAAAGUCCUGAGGGGCAGGAGCUGCAAAACCUGGGGAGCGAAGCCUGGGACAACCCUGCCUAUAGUGGUCCCCUCUCGCCACAUGGGACGCUGAGGAUCUGUACCAUCUCCAGUGCGGUAACCCCCCAGCCCCAGGCCAGGAAACCUGAAGACAGACCCCAGGAGAAGGCACCCAGGACCCUGGUGUCCACCUGCUGCCUUCAGAUUUGUCAGGGCAUCAGAGGACUUUGGGGGACAACCCUGACUGAGAACACAGCUGAGAACCGGGAACUUUAUGUCAAGACCACCCUGCGGGAGCUUUUGGUGUACAUCGUGUUCCUGGUGGACAUCUGUCUCUUGACCUAUGGGAUGACAAGCUCCAGUGCCUAUUACUAUACCAAAGUCAUGUCUGAGCUUUUCUUACACACCCCAUCAGACACCAGAGUCUCCUUCCAGGCCAUCAGCAGCAUGGCAGACUUCUGGAAUUUUGCUCAGGGCCCACUACUGGACAGUUUGUAUUGGACCAAAUGGUACAACAACCAGAGCCUGGGCCAUGGCUCCCACUCCUUCAUCUAUUAUGAGAACUUGCUGCUGGGGGUUCCCAGGCUGCGGCAGCUGAGGGUCCGCAAUGACUCCUGCGUGGUACACGAGGACUUCCGAGAGGACAUUGUGAGCUGCUAUGACGUCUACUCUCCGGACAAUGAAGAGCAGCUCCCUUUUGGGCCCCUCAAUGGCACCGCGUGGACAUACCACUCAGAGCAUGAGCUGGGGGGCUCUUCUCACUGGGGCCAGCUCACAAGCUACAGUGGAGGUGGCUACUACCUGGACCUUCCGGGAUCCCGACAGGGCAGUGCAGAGACACUCCGGGACCUUCAGGAGAGCCUGUGGCUAGACAGGGGCACUCGGGUGGUCUUCAUCGACUUCUCAGUCUACAAUGCCAACAUCAAUCUUUUCUGCGUUCUGAGACUGGUGGUGGAGUUUCCAGCUACCGGAGGUGCCAUCCCAUCCUGGCAGAUCCGCACAGUUAAGCUGAUUCGCUAUGUCAGCAACUGGGACUUCUUUAUCAUUGGCUGUGAGAUCAUCUUCUGCAUCUUCAUCUUCUAUUAUGUGGUGGAGGAGAUCCUGGAGCUCCACGUCCAUCGACUUCGCUACCUCAGCAGCAUCUGGAACAUUCUGGACCUGGUGGUCAUUUUGCUCUCCAUUGUAGCUGUGGGCUUUCACGUAUUCCGAACUCUUGAGGUGAAUAGGCUGAUGGGGAAGCUCCUGCAGCAGCCAGAUACAUACGCCGACUUCGAGUUCCUCGCCUUCUGGCAGACACAGUACAACAACAUGAAUGCCGUCAACCUCUUCUUUGCCUGGAUCAAGAUGUUCAAGUACAUCAGCUUCAACAAAACCAUGACCCAGCUCUCCUCCACACUGGCCCGCUGUGCCAAGGACAUCCUGGGCUUCGCUGUCAUGUUCUUCAUCGUAUUUUUCGCCUAUGCCCAGCUCGGCUACCUGCUUUUCGGGACCCAAGUGGAAAACUUUAGUACUUUCAUCAAGUGCAUUUUCACUCAGUUCCGGAUCAUCCUUGGGGACUUUGACUACCAUGCUAUCGACAAUGCCAACCGCAUCCUGGGACCUGCCUACUUUGUCACCUAUGUCUUUUUCGUCUUCUUUGUGCUUCUGAACAUGUUUCUUGCCAUCAUCAAUGACACAUAUUCAGAGGUCAAGGAGGAGUUGGCUGGACAGAAGGAUGAGCUACAGAUUUCUGACCUCCUGAAACAGGGCUACAAGAAGACCCUGCUGAAGCUGCGUCUCAGGAAGAAACAGGUUUUGGAUGUGCAGAAGGUCCUGCAGGGUGGGGAGCAGGAGAUCCAGUUUGAGGAUUUCACUAACACCUUGAGGAAACUGGGGCACAAAGAGCACGAGAUCACUAAGCUCACGGCUACCUUCACCAGGUUUGACCAAGAUGGGAAUCAUGUCCUGGAUGAGAAGGAACAAAAACAAAUGCAACAGGACCUGGAGGAGGAAAGGGUGGCCCUCAGUACUGAAAUUGAGAACCUGGGCUGGUCCUUUGUGAGGAAUUCACCGGAUAAAUCAGAUCUAGAGGCUACUGGAGCAGGUGACUGGGUUUCAGGAGAAGAAUUCUACAGGCUCACAAGAAGAGUUCUGCAGCUGGAGUCUGUCCUGGAAGGAGUCCUGGCCCAGGUGGAUGUUGUGGGCUCAAAGCUAAGAAUGCUGGAGAGGAAGAGGCAGCUGGCUCCCUCCCCAGGCGCGGGGGAGCAGGCACUUGGGAACACCUAUAGCCAGCCACAGCUGUGA
Molecule: messenger RNA, 2295 nt
Organism: Pipistrellus nathusii (Nathusius's pipistrelle)
Lineage: Eukaryota; Metazoa; Chordata; Mammalia; Chiroptera; Vespertilionidae
Source: the annotation of a GenBank genome assembly